Aphanomyces astaci is the source of this 3542-nucleotide messenger RNA. RefSeq lists its product as hypothetical. Gene Ontology annotation, cellular component: membrane. The coding region runs from base 1 to 3465 and encodes 1154 amino acids. Gene Ontology annotation, molecular function: voltage-gated potassium channel activity. Gene Ontology annotation, biological process: transmembrane transport; potassium ion transport. The transcript is spliced from 20 exons. The record is from RefSeq and is a predicted model, not a curated record. NCBI's taxonomy places the organism in Eukaryota, Oomycota, Saprolegniomycetes, Saprolegniales, Verrucalvaceae.
AUGUCGUCUACACUGUGCGCCACUUCCGGCGUCGCUUCUGGCACUACUUCCAUCGACAUCCAAAGCAUUCUGAAUCGAGGGGGACAUCAAUGUCCAUCGCCCCAUACGCGGCGCCACGUUGUGAGCGCUCCUCGAUGGAUGCUCAACCCCGAGUCUGGCUUCAAGAUCAAGUGGGACUUGGGCCUCGCGCUGUGCGUGUUCUACACGUCGUGCGUGGUGCCCGUGCGCAUCAGUUUCAGCCUGGACGCGACUGGUUUUUUUUACUUUUUUGAAUGCGGCAUCGACUUUUGCUUCUUCUUGGACAUUCUCUUGAGCUUUCGCACGGGGUUAAUCGACCCCACCACCGGCCACGUGUACUAUAACAAACGUCAAAUCGUUCGCUCGUAUUUGCGAGGGUGGUUUGGCAUUGAUUUGGUGUCGACGCUGCCCCUCGAGUUCAUCGCCAAGCAUCUGUACCCCGAGGCGACAGCAUCGUCUUCGUCCAACACGCUGCAGUCGGCCAAGAUCCUACGUGGUCUUAAACUCAUUCGGCUGCUGAAACUAGUGCGCAUUCGAAAAAUCGGCCAAAUGAUUUCCAAGUUGGAGGAAGAGGUGUUUGCCAAUCAAAGCGUGCUCUCGUUGGUGAAAAUUCUGCUGUUUUUGCUCUUUCUCGCCCACUUGGUCGCAUGUGUAUGGUUCUACGUCGCCCAAAUCAGCACGUAUUCGUGGUCCAAUACAUUGGGCUACAUGAUUAACGACCACCCAAACAUGGUUACGUUGCAGUACUUGUCGUCGCUGUACUGGGCCAUUGUCACUAUGACGACGGUCGGGUACGGAGACAUUACGCCGAAAACCAAAACCGAGCUGAUUAUCGCCAUGUUUGUCAUGAUCAUCGGCGUGUCCAUGUUUGGGUAUGUGAUUGGAAAUAUCACGUCGCUGGUGGACAACAUCAACGCGUCCAGUCGCAUGCAAUCGCAGCACAUCACGACACUCAAGGAGUAUGUGAUUGUCCGAAACUUGCCCAAACAUACUGGCAAGCGCGUGUUGGAUCACUUUGAGUACUUGUAUCGGCAUCGCUCCGUGUUUGAUGAAGGCGCAAUCCUGACCAACUUGCCCACUGGCAUGCGCAACGAUGUGGUUCACCAUGUGCUGCACAAGAUGAUUUCGCGCAUCCAUUUCCUCUCGACGUGCCAUCACGAAGGGCUGGUAGCCGACUUGGCGGUGGCGAUGCAGCCCUUCUUUUGUGUUCAAGACGAAGCCGUGUAUGUGCAGCAGGACAUGGCGGCGCACGUGUUUUUCAUUCUCAAGGGCACCAUGGGGUUGAUCCAGAACAAGCUGAACCAAACGACUGGCAUAACCACAAAGACACUGCUGCUUGCGCUCGACGAAGGCAGCCAUUUUGGAGAGGUGGAAUUAUUCCAUCCAGUUUAUAGCUGCGGCAUGCGGCUGACGUCGGCGGUGGCAAAGUCGUACUGUCAACUAGCGUUUCUUCCCCGACCUGUGAUUCUAUCAAUCGGGAAAACUUGGCCGGAAGCCCUGGAGACAUUUCAGACCGAGGCGACGGCCAAGGCCAAACUUAUGGGUCCCCUCAUCAAUGCUGGUCUACGUCAGCCCCCACCCCCUCCCCUGUCCAUCAAUAUUCGAACGAACCUGCAGUUGGGAACAAACGUCGUAAUACCGACAGCGACAGCCACGGGACUCCCAUGCCUUUCCACCACUACCGAAAAGAAACCUCCAAUCCAAGUCGAAAUAGCUGCUCACACUGACGAUGUAGCAUCUCCAUCCCUUUCGUCACUUAAUUGUAUGAUUCGUCCGCUGGACGUCGCGCCGCAGAAUGCAACCACCAUCACCAACGUGGGACAUCGCCUGUCCCUUCCGGAAAAGAAGGUGGCGCACUUUCAUGGGAUGCUACACCCACACGAUAUUUUCGUCGUGAAUUGGCAGAUGACAGUGGCGACGGCGAUCGUGUAUUCGUCCUUCAUGGUACCGUAUCGCAUUGGGUUUGAAGCUGCGCCGGUGGCAGAGGGGCGGUACUUGGACACGUUUGUGGACGUGUUGUUCGGUCUGGACAUCGUCCUCACGUUUCGUCUGGCGUACCACAACGCUGAGAGGCAGUUGGUGUGCAACGCCGUCACAAUUGCUAAGAAAUACGCCAAGGGGUGGCUCGUCGUGGACUUGCUGUCGACUCUGCCCAUUGACUCGAUAGGCCGCUUGUUUGUGCCGUCCGAAAACGCAGCCCAAGUCGCCCAGUCGACCAAAUUCCUCCGCAUGUUUCGCGUCGCUAGGCUGUUCAAACUCGUGCGACUACUCAAAAUCGGCAAAGUGUUCAAACGCAUUCGAGAUUCCAUCCAGCUGAGUCCGUCGACGGAGCGACUGCUCAAGCUGGUGACAAUCAUGAUCUGCUUUGGGCACUGGUGCGCAUGCAUUUUUCACUGGAUCAUGCUGUUUGAAGAAGAAAGCGGCGGCCACACGUGGUGCACAGACUACUUUUUUCCGUACGAUGACGAGCCUGGGGCGUGUUCUGUUCGAGUGCCCAACGAAGAUCGCUACUUGGUCGCCAUCUACUGGGCGUUCACGACCAUGACUACCGUGGGAUAUGGUGACCUGAAGCCGUCCAAAUUCUCCGUCCCCGAGCUGAGUUUUGCGGUCGUGUGCUUGAUUGUCAACUCGACCGUGUUUGCGUAUGUUGUGAGUGGCAUCAUCGGGGUGAUUUCCAAUCACAACCCGAGCGACCGAGAAUACCGAACGCAAAUGAACGAAAUGAAGGAUUACGUGCGCGACACGGCCAUGAGCGUCCGACUUAGUAACAACGUCAAGCGACAUUAUGAUUUCCUACUCAGCACCACGUGUUUAUUUCCCGAAGAGCAGAUCUUCAAUCAAUUGCGACCGAGCCUUCGCUUUGACGUGGCACGUCUCGUGGCCAGCAACACAAUCAUGACCAUCAACAUCAUCGCAUCGAUGGAAAAGAAAUACAAAGGAUUUGUCAGCUACGCUUUGUUUCUGUUGCGGCCGCAGUUUAUCCUCCGAAGCGAGCGCGUGUGCCGCAGUGGCAGCCCUGGCACGGAAAUGUUUUUCCUCAUCGAAGGCGAGUGCGAGCAAAUGGACCAAGAUAACCACAACGUCCGCGUGUUGGGAGAGGGGACAUUAUUUGAAGCAUAUGCGUUGCUGGCACCCCCAGAAGAGCACUACCGUAUGCAAAGCACCGUCACCGCCCUCACGCCAACGUGCCAGCUGUACUCGUUGUCGGUGCACGAGUUUGAGUCCAUAGCCGACUUGUCACCUGCGAUUUCGGUAAAUUUGGCGUAUGAGUUUGCGAUGGAUAUCGCAGCCGACUCGUUCUUGAGUCUCUCACCUGAACAACGGUCGGUGGUAUCCCAAGCAAUAGCUCGAUAUGCUGUUGUCGAGAACAAUAUGGACACGUCAGCUGAUACAAUGUCACCAGAUUCGACCAAGUCCAGUGUCAUCCAAGAAGCUGAACAUGUUUAGGCCAAAUCCAAUGAAUCCUGCAGUACUGUAGUACCGUGAUGGACAUAUAAUGGUAUUGUUGUGUUUAUAUUCUAAAC